Molecule: messenger RNA, 1232 nt
Organism: Stylophora pistillata
Lineage: Eukaryota; Metazoa; Cnidaria; Anthozoa; Scleractinia; Pocilloporidae
Product: COP9 signalosome complex subunit 7b
Biological process (GO): COP9 signalosome assembly
Cellular component (GO): COP9 signalosome
Source: RefSeq, a predicted model, not a curated record
UGGGUUAAAUCUGUCGGAUGAAAGUACAUAUUAAGCUUUUUUUCAAGCUGGCAGGAAUAUCAAAGCAUAUUGUUUGCGUGAAUCAAUUAACUGCGAGGAAUCUGGUACCGAGAACAGGUCCACCAUGGUGGAUUGCCAGAAGAGACACAUCCUUUAAGGUUUCCCUUUACCUGUUUGCAGGGCUCGUGACUGCCUUACAGUUUCCGUGGAGAUUGAAUCUAACGCCUUGAAGUUACAACGAUUAAAUUAUAGUCUAACCUGUUACAACCGGAAUUUCCAUCAUCAUCUGCCAUCUUGUUCUGCUUUGGAGCCGUAAAACUUUAAACAGAGAGAGGCUUUGCAUUUCAAGAACGUUUACAGUGCUGAUAGCAGGCUCCAGAGUCAUCAUGGCUGAAAAAGAGGUCAAACCAUUCAGCCAUAGCCACAACCUAGAACAAUAUGUUUUGCUGGCCAAGUCAGCAAGAGGAGCUGGAUUAGUAGCCCUAAUAAAUCAGACCUUAGAGGCCCCUGGUGUGUAUGUUUUUGGGGAACUCAUAGAGAUGCCUUCUGUCAAAGCGCUAGAAAACUCUGAAAAUGCAUCAUACUGGAAUCUCUUGAACAUAUUUGCAUUUGGAACAUAUAGUGACUAUAAAGAAAAAGCCAAUUUGUUACCAGCUCUAACUGCAUCACAGUUGAGGAAGCUACAACAUUUAACCAUAGUGUCCUUAGCAGCUAAAUCAAAGUUCAUACCAUACAGUUUGUUAUUGCAAGAACUGGAUAUCAAGAAUCUAAGAGAACUUGAGGAUGUAAUUAUUGAUGCUAUUUAUGCUGACAUUAUUCAUGGAAAAUUAGACCAGAAAAAUAAACAGCUAGAAGUAGAUUUUGCCAUUGGUAGAGACAUCACUCCAGAAACAGUUAACCGAGUCACAGAAGUAUUACAAGACUGGUGUGACGGUUGCGAAUCAGUUCUUCGUAGCAUAGAGAAACAAAUAGAAAGGGCAAAUACACACAAAGAAAAGAAACAAAAGCAAAAGGUUCAGGUGGAAGCAGAGGUCGAAAAUCUGAGAAAGGCAAUAAAGGCGUCUUCUCAGUCAGACAUGGAUAAUGGCGGCGUGUCAGGAAUGCCAGCAAGUUACCACAGUCAACAAUAUCAACAGAAGGCUCCCACCACAUCCAAAACUAAAGGUUUACGAGGAAGCGGAAAGGUGUUUGGCACUCAGGUUCGCAGAUGACUGAAAAUUGGACAAUACUGC